Molecule: messenger RNA, 1395 nt
Organism: Hippopotamus amphibius kiboko
Lineage: Eukaryota; Metazoa; Chordata; Mammalia; Artiodactyla; Hippopotamidae
Gene: BORCS5
Product: BLOC-1 related complex subunit 5
Exons: 4
Coding region: 352-942 (196 amino acids)
Biological process (GO): organelle transport along microtubule; lysosome localization; positive regulation of anterograde synaptic vesicle transport
Cellular component (GO): cytoplasmic side of lysosomal membrane; synaptic vesicle membrane; BORC complex
Source: RefSeq, a predicted model, not a curated record
GCGUCCCGGAAGGAGCGAACCUGCGGCGCACGAGCGAGUGAGUGAUAGCGGCGCCGCCCGCGGGCCGCAGGCGCGGCAAGUGCCGGGCGUUUCCCCGCCUCCUUGCCUUGGGUUUCCCUAAAGCAGGCGGGCGAGCGGCGUGGCCCCGCCGCGGCUCCGUGCACGUCCGUCCCCGAGUAGGGCCUCUCCAUCCCCCGCCGCCCGCGCCCCCGCGUGGGGUGGGCGCGCCAUCCCCGCACCGCAGCCGGUGUAGCCUCCGCAGCCCGGUCCCCGGCCCCUUCCCUGUCGCCCCGCCGCCCGAGCGGCCGCCGCCCGUUCCGCCUUUCCUCCGCUGCCACCGCUGCCGGCACCAUGGGCAGUGAGCAGAGCUCCGAGGCCGAGAGCCGACCCAACGAUCUGAACUCUUCAGUGGCCCCUUCUCCAGCUAAGCAUAGAGCCAAGAUGGAUGAUAUUGUGGUUGUAGCCCAGGGCUCCCAGGCCUCACGGAACGUCAGCAAUGAUCCCGAUGUCAUCAAAUUGCAAGAGAUUCCAACCUUCCAGCCGCUUUUGAAAGGGCUGCUGAGUGGCCAGACUUCCCCAACAAACACCAAGCUGGAGAAAUUGGAUUCUCAGCAGGUGCUGCAGCUCUGCCUCCGCUAUCAGGAUCACCUCCAUCAGUGUGCAGAGGCCGUCGCUUUUGAUCAGAAUGCUUUGGUCAAACGAAUCAAAGAGAUGGAUCUGUCUGUAGAAACCCUCUUUAGCUUCAUGCAGGAGCGCCAGAAAAGAUACGCUAAGUACGCUGAGCAGAUCCAGAAGGUCAACGAGAUGUCAGCCAUCCUGCGCCGCAUCCAGAUGGGCAUCGACCAGACGGUGCCACUGCUGGAGCGGCUCAACAGCCUGCUGCCUGAGGCCGAGCGCCUGGAGCCCUUCAGCAUGAAGCCCGACUGCGAGCUCAGACUGUAGCCGCCUCCCCCCACCGGCUGUGGCAGGGGACCGGCCAGGGCCCCAGGACAUUUGGAACCAAAGGCAUAGGAGGUGACUGAAGGCCAUUGGAGGUGUUGCUGCUCCCUGGGGGGGUGGGGAGGGGCAGACUGGUGCCCUGGAGACCUGCGAGGCCCAGCCCUUCCCUUGAUGCACUUUCCCCCGCAAAGCCAACAGACCUGCUCUCAGUGGUCACCGAAGCUGGAAUGUUUGAACUAUUAGCAAUUCUUUACAGAACUCUGCCUUGGGAAUUAUUUUUAUUUUGUUUAGUUUUUUUUUUUUAAUUGACAGUGUAUAUUAUCUAGCCUAGUUUGCAGACCGAAAACGUGAAGAGAAGGGGAGAAAUAUUUUAAGAAGCUCUGUGUCCUUCAUGCCUUCCUGAAAUCUUUCUCAGUAGGCUGUCUUGUGCGUUGUAAACAUAAAGAACUAAUUUAA